Molecule: messenger RNA, 1100 nt
Organism: Phascolarctos cinereus (koala)
Lineage: Eukaryota; Metazoa; Chordata; Mammalia; Diprotodontia; Phascolarctidae
Gene: NUDT22
Product: nudix hydrolase 22
Molecular function (GO): GDP-mannose hydrolase activity
Source: RefSeq, a predicted model, not a curated record
UUUCGUUAAGGGAGGGGAGGAGCCAGCCCCAGCUGAGCGGGAGGCCGGAAGCAGCGGCGGCAGCGGCUGGGGGGAGCUGCCUACACAAUCUUGCGUCCCCCACCACCGGCUUCGUCCCCUCUGUUCUAUGGAUCCCGAGGUCUCUCUACUGGUCCAGUGCCCGCUGGGCGGGCUUGUUGAAGAGCAGGUGAGAGCAGAGUUGAGCCCAGCUUAUGACCGGCGCCCACUGCCUGGUGGGGAGGACUCCAUCGUUGCUGCUUGGAACGCCCGCCGGGAGGCCCAGCCCUGGCUCUUCGAUGCUCCCAAGUUUCGACUGCACUCAGCAGCCCUGGGGCCCCUUGACCCUGGAGGGUCCUGCCUGAUGCUUCGAAUGGGCCUCACCUCCUACCAGGACUUCCUAGGCACCAACUGGGCUAGCUCAGCAGGCAGGCUUCGGUGCCAGGGGAAAGCCGACUGGGGAGAUGCCCAAGCCUACUUGGCAGACCCACUGGGAGUGGGUGCCAUGCUGGCCACCUCGGAUGGCUUCCUGGUCUUUCUACGCCGAUCUCUGAGGGUGGCUGAGGCCCCUGGGCGGAUAGAUGUGCCAGGGGGGCACCCUGAGCCUCAGGCCCUGUUUCCUGGGGAGACGCCCCAGCACGAUGAUCUGCCUGAGGACCUGGUGGUUCCAGAGCUGUUCUCCUCUAUCCUGCAGGAGAUCCGGGAUGAGGUGAACGUGCCUUUGUCGACUUUGAGCCGUCCACUCCUUCUGGGCAUUGCCCGAAACGAGACCAGUGCGGGAAGGGCCAGUGCUGAAUUCUAUGUCAGCUGUAGCCUGACCUCUGAGCAGGUGAGGACCCUCUACAUGACUGGAGGACCGGAAGCUCAUGAGUCCACUGGCAUCAUCUUCAUGGAAAUGCAGAGAGUCAGACACCUGCAGGAGGAAUCUGAAGCCUGGAGCGAGCUCUGUCCCUCCGCCAAGGGCGCCAUUUUGCUCUACAACCUGGUCCAGGUCAGGCCGGCCUGAGGAAAGCUUCUGCCUCUUGGUAUCCUGCACUCCUUUCUCAGCUCACCUCCACCCUUCUGCCCUGGACUGUAUGGACAAUAAAGGAUUUAUUCUUGGA